UGUAAAAGCUUCAAACUUUACUGGAGGUAUUAUUUCAUACCAGAGACUGUGGAGUCUCUGGCCUCAACCAAGUCCAACCAUGAUAGACAAAGAGAGAGAGAGAGAGUAAGAGAUAGCUUCUCCAAACUCUCAUAAACCCUAAUAUGAAAACACUCACUAACAUUGAUUUUGAUUUUUAUACAACCUAAAUUCUGUGACUUUUCUUUUUUUGUUUACAAUGGCUUCCGUUGAUAUUCGUUUAUCUCCUAAGAUAUACCUUCCCAAACCCCAUGGUCAUCGCCAUGGAUUGCAUUCGAAGUCAUUGCUUCACUUCCCCAAUGGCUUCAAUUUGGUUCGGAGAGGUCGCCCGCACCCACUUUUCGUUCGCCGGUCACCGGCCGUGGUGUUGUGCCAAUCGAAAUCCGAGCCGGCGUCACAGGCUGGCGACGCUGGCAAUGCAAUUGAGGAGGAUUUUGUGACUAGGGUUUUGAAGGAGAACCCGAGCCAGGUUGAACCCAGGUACCUAAUCGGUGACAAGUUUUAUACUUUGAAGGAAAAAGAGAAUUUGAGCAAGAGUCCGGACGUGGGUGUUUUUCGUUCCUUAAGGAAUGUUCUAAAUUUGAAGACUAAGUUGAAGAAUGUGAAGAAGGUGGAGGUAGAAAAUGAGAGUGAAUUGAAGAACGAGGCUGUGUAUUUGAAAGAUAUUUUGAGAGAGUAUAGAGGUAAGCUUUAUGUGCCAGAGCAAGUUUUUGGGGCACAGUUGUCUGAGGAAGAGGAGUUUGAGAAGGAUUUUCAGGCAUUGCCAAGAAUGAGCCUUGAGGAUUUUCAGAAAGCUACGAGGAAUGACAAAAUUACAUUGUUGACUUGGAAGGAAGUUACCACUGCCAGUUUUGCAUAUGCUAAUGGUUACAGGGAUUUCAUUGUUGAAUUGAAGGAAAUUCCUGGAGACAAGAGCUUGCAUAGAACAAAAUGGGCAAUGAGACUGGAUGAGAAUUUAGCUCAGAAUCUUUUGGAGGAGUAUAGGGGUCCUCGCUAUCAAAUAGAGAAGCAAACUACGUCUUGGGUUGGAAAAUUACCAGAGCACCCUCAUCCAGUGGCAUCUUCCGUAUCUAGCAGAAUCAUCGUGGAGCUUGGAAUGGCAACUGCUGUAAUGGCUGCUGCUGCUGCUGUUAUUGGAGGGUUCCUGGCUUCAGCAGUUUUUGCUGUUACCAGUUUUGUAUAUGUGACAACUUCAUAUGUUGUUUGGCCAAUAGUCAGACCUUUCAUCAAACUUUUCCUUAGCAUUGUCUCUGGGGUUUUAGAAAGAGUCUGGGAGAAUUUUGUUGAAUUUUUCACUGAUGGGGGCAUCUUCUCUAAAUUUUCCGAUUUUUACACUUUUGGUGGUGUCUCUGCUAGUCUUGAGGUGUUAAAACCAAUUACUUUUGUUCUUUUGACUAUGGUCCUUCUUGUCCGUUUCACACUUUCAAGAAGACCCAAAAACUUUAGGAAAUGGGACCUGUGGCAAGGGAUUGAUUUUUCGCGUUCUAAGGCAGAAGCUCGUGUUGAUGGUUCAACUGGUGUUAAAUUUAGUGAUGUGGCAGGGAUUGAUGAAGCAGUGGAGGAACUCCAGGAGUUGGUGAGGUACUUGAAAAACCCAGAGCUAUUUGAUAAAAUGGGGAUAAAACCUCCACAUGGUGUUCUCUUAGAGGGUCCCCCUGGAUGUGGCAAGACUCUGGUUGCUAAGGCCAUAGCUGGUGAGGCUGGUGUUCCAUUUUACCAAAUGGCUGGAUCUGAAUUUGUUGAAGUUUUAGUCGGAGUGGGGUCUGCUCGUAUUAGGGAUCUAUUCAAAAGAGCCAAGGUAAACAAACCAUCAGUAAUAUUCAUCGAUGAAAUUGAUGCAUUGGCAACUAGGCGGCAAGGGAUUUUCAAGGAAUCCUCAGACCAACUUUAUAAUGCUGCGACUCAAGAGAGGGAAACUACAUUGAACCAGCUCUUGAUAGAACUUGAUGGGUUCGAUACUGGAAAAGGUGUUAUAUUUUUAGGUGCUACGAAUCGUAGGGAUUUGUUAGACCCUGCUCUUCUCCGACCAGGUCGAUUUGAUCGCAAGAUAAGAAUUCGGCCUCCUCCUGCAAAGGGGAGACUAGAGAUUUUGAAAAUUCAUGCUGGCAAAGUGAAAAUGUCAGAAUCUCUUGAUCUAUCCAGCUAUGCACAGAACUUGCCUGGAUGGACGGGAGCAAAAUUAGCUCAGCUCGUUCAAGAGGCUGCGCUUGUAGCUGUCAGAAAGGGGCAUAAUUCAAUUCUUCAGUCGGACAUGGAUGAUGCAGUUGACAGGCUUACAGUAGGCCCCAAACGUGUUGGAAUAGAGUUGGGUCAUCAAGGACAAUGUCGUCGUGCUUCUACUGAAGUGGGAGUUGCAAUGACUUCCCAUUUGCUCAGGCGCUACGAGAAUGCAGAAAUUGAGUGCUGCGAUCGCAUUUCGAUUGUCCCACGUGGUCAGACAUUAUCACAAGUAGUGUUUCAUCGGCUUGAUGAUGAAUCAUACAUGUUUGAGCGCCGGCCACAGUUGCUGCAUCGCCUUCAGGUUCUACUAGGAGGGAGGGCGGCCGAAGAGGUAAUCUAUGGACGUGACACAUCAAGGGCGUCAGUUGAAUACCUUGCAGAUGCAAACUGGCUUGCUCGUAAAAUUUUAACCAUAUGGAAUUUGGAGAACCCCAUGCGGAUACAUGGGGAACCACCACCUUGGAGGAAGAAGCCUAAGUUCGUUGGACCAAGACUGGACUUUGAAGGAUCGCUUUACGAUGACUAUGCCCUAAUAGAACCGCCGCUCAACUUCAAUCUAGACGAUGAAAUUGCUCACAGAACCGAGGAGCUGAUACACGACAUGUAUGAUAAGACACUUUCUCUGCUUAGGAGGCAUCAUGCAGCUCUACUUAAAACCGUUAAGGUUCUAGUGAAUCAGAAGGAAAUCAGUGGUGAAGAAAUUGACUUCAUCUUGGACAAGUACCCUCCACAAACUCCCAUUACUUUACUUAUGGAGGAAGAAAGCCCCGGCAGCCUUCCGUUUGUCAAAGAAGACGAAAAUCGCGAAGUUGAAUACGCCUUUGCCUCUCAUUCGAAAGAAGAAAGUCUGUGAAUAACUAUAGUGUCUUCAACCAAAGGCUUCGUUUUGCAUGGAAGAGUGAUUUUUGCCUGUCAUCAAUUUUGUUUUUUCAAAUAGUUUUAGUUAGUUAAUGAGUUGUAAGGGAUUUUUUAAUGUAAGAUCAACAUUUAUGUUCAUUUCUAUGAACUAUGAAGGCGGUUUAGUAGUUUAUUAAGUUGCAAAAUAAGGGAAAUUGAGUUAUUUAAAUGAUCAAAAUAGAACUUCCAACAA
This is a messenger RNA of Humulus lupulus (European hop), 3328 nucleotides long. Its product is annotated as probable inactive ATP-dependent zinc metalloprotease FTSHI 1, chloroplastic. Gene Ontology annotation, molecular function: ATP-dependent peptidase activity; ATP binding; ATP hydrolysis activity. Lineage: Eukaryota; Viridiplantae; Streptophyta; Magnoliopsida; Rosales; Cannabaceae. Gene Ontology annotation, biological process: proteolysis. Gene Ontology annotation, cellular component: chloroplast thylakoid. The record is from RefSeq and is a predicted model, not a curated record. Bases 218 to 3091 code for a protein of 957 amino acids. The transcript is spliced from 15 exons.